CAGGAUAGGUUAAAAAACAAAAUAAUAAUAUAAAAACAAAAAAAAAUCAAUAAAUCAUGUCAAAGACAAGAAUCGGUUUUAAUUAAAACAAUUAUUAUACACCCAGUAUUUGGUUUUCUAUACAUACAUCUAUCAUCGUUACGAAUGAUAAUAAUAAAAUAAUAAUGGAACUUUAAUAAAUUAUUCUCGUAUUAAAACACACUGACACGAAUACUUACCACUACCUAUUGGUUCAAAUAAGGAAUCGGUAGGUGUUGCUACUACGUCAUGAAUGGCAUAGGCUGUACCCAAUACUGUAAAUGGGCGUGUUGGGAAGGAGGAGAGUAGGACAGUCGCUUCUUGGUCACUGAGACACACUCACUCCACUAGAGAAGAGAUAAGUGAAAAUGUCGCGUGAGAGUAACGACAGUCGGGAAAAUAUAUGUGAUGCAGUCAGUCGGGUCCUCAAGGGUUACGAUUGGACUCUCGUCCCUCCUCCGACCCGACACAAUGAUGCUGAUAAAAGAAGACCCCAUAUUAAACGACCCAUGAAUGCUUUUAUGGUAUGGGCCCAAGCGGCACGAAGGAAACUGGCCGAUCAAUACCCUCAUCUACAUAAUGCCGAGUUGAGUAAGACUUUAGGAAAAUUAUGGAGGUUGCUGGGGGAAGAAGAGAAGAAACCUUUCCUAGAGGAAGCUGAGAGAUUAAGAGUGGUACAUAAAAGCGAACAUCCAGAUUAUAAGUAUCAACCGAGGCGCAGAAAGCAAAAAUCUGAUCGAAUCCGUCCGUCUGCACCUUCGUCUCAAGUGCAAGGAGCAACUGUUAUUUUUAGAUGCCUAAAAUCGAGCAAAUCAGAUAACGAAGUCCAUCCAACUAGUCCACCAACGCCUCCGACUACACCGAAGCAGACAGAAAUUUCAAACUCUAACGAAAAACAGAGAACUUCUAUAGCUAAACCGGCGGAAACAUCCAACCAGAACCAUCCGAUAGAUUUCAGCCAUGUUGAUGUCGGUCAAUUAACGAGUGAAGCCGUAGAUUGCUUAGACGAAUUGGAUCAGUAUCUUCCAUCUCAGACAUACAGAUCGACUGCUAACUGGUCGGGAUGGUAUCUUCCACCAUUUACAAAUGGCUCGGAACCUAAUGGCUAUCGUUUCUCAUCUUCUAAGUUGGAUCCUUCUUCCAUCAACGAGCCGUUGGCCUCCGAACCAAAGGACAAUCUACAGUCAACCAAGUAUUAUGACCUGACUAGGUCGUCCAGGUCAAAUACCCAUUCUGUAUACAAUGAAUACGCCAAUCAGCAAGCUUAUUACAGUUAUUAUUCUGAUCAAAAUUACCAAUCGUAUCAAAAAAAUGGAUAUUGCGACCAAUGGUGAUACACGACGAUGGAAUUCUAAGCUUUAUCUAUAUUUUAAAAACCGAACAGUUCAAAUUUUUAAUCGAUCGUUCUACAUAUUUUAAGAACUUUUAUAUUAUGUAGGUAUGUAUCAUACAUUUAUACGACUAAUUAGUAAUGCUAGUUUGCUACAUAAAAAAUUAUAUAUGGUUUUUCUUUUUUUUUUUUUAAACUGUUAACCACGUAAAUAUGUAUAGAAUCAAUUCUGUAAAUAAAAUCUAUUUUCUCACA
This is a messenger RNA of Centruroides sculpturatus (bark scorpion), 1603 nucleotides long. Its product is annotated as transcription factor Sox-9-A-like. NCBI's taxonomy places the organism in Eukaryota, Metazoa, Arthropoda, Arachnida, Scorpiones, Buthidae. The transcript has 4 exons. The coding region runs from base 387 to 1352 and encodes 321 amino acids. Gene Ontology annotation, cellular component: nucleus. Gene Ontology annotation, biological process: regulation of transcription by RNA polymerase II. The record is from RefSeq and is a predicted model, not a curated record. Gene Ontology annotation, molecular function: DNA-binding transcription factor activity, RNA polymerase II-specific; RNA polymerase II cis-regulatory region sequence-specific DNA binding.